AUGGAGGGGCGAAUGAGUGCCCGCAUGAAUGGGCCGUCUGUGCGGCGGAGCGGCGGUGCGCGACGGAGCGUCUCAAGCGCCACCAACACGUCGCACGAGAUGGUGCUCAGCGACGGCCGUGAGACGGAGCUGGCGCUCAUUGCUGCGACGCUCGCGAACGCUGAGCUACGCUCAGCCAAGGCGACCUCUGCAUACUAUGCCACGUCGAACGAAAAGUUGGUGCGGGAGAAGGAGAAGCUUGAGGAGAAUUUGACUGCGACGGAGGGGGACGGCCGCACGGUCGUGGAGGCGUUGGAGGAGCGGCUGCGUGUAGCGAAUUGCGAAAGUACGAAGCUGCGCGCCGACGUUGAGGCCGCGCGCGUGGCGGGACGGCGGGAAGUAGAGAGGGAGAUGUCUGCACUCCAGGAUAAGCUGCGGGAGCGUGACGGCACAAUUGGAGAGUUGCGGCAGCGUGUCACACUCCUGGAGGAGGAGCUGAGGGGUGUAGAGGAGUUUAGGGCGGCGCGCGACACACACAACGGGAAAAUGAAGGCGUUGCAAAAGGCGUAUGCGGACGAGCAGGAACGUCAUGAGCAGGACACACGGAGCCUCCGAAUACAUCUAAUGGGGGAAAGGGUACGGCUUAGGGCGGAGGAACAGCUGCUGCACAAGAGGCACAAGGAUGAUGUUCAAAAACUGGCGGCGGAUCUUUUCACCAAGAAAAAGCACAAGAUGGGUAAACAAAAUGAGAAGCUGUUGCAGGAAAGGGUUUUACUUGCAACAGAGACGAUGAGUGCGCGGGAUCAAGCAGAGGCGCUGCAACGGCGAAAUGAAAAACUGGAGCAGGAUGUAGUGCUUGCCGCUUCGGCAGAAAUGGAAUACGCCACACGUGGUGCUCGACAACGACGCGAGAUUGCUGCUCUCAGGGAGCAAGUCAAAACGGCGGAGGACAACCUUAACACAGUAGUGGAGCAGUACGAUAAACGGUUGCAGAAGCAGGCGAAGGAGCACGCCGCUGCUGUAAAGCGACUGACGAGCGAGCGUGACGAGGCGAGAUCAAGCGACGAGCGCCUCCGCCGCGAACUCGUCAAGCUCCGUGCGCUGUCGCGGAAGAUUGUGGAGCGGCGCUCGGAGUUGGAGCAGUUUUUCUACGAGGCAUUAGCACACGUGCGUCGCGAGCUGCUAGAGGAGCGGCUUGUGCAGACCCGCACCAUCGACUGCCAGUGCCCAAGCCUGACGUACCAGAGGCUUUCCCCGCGACUGCAGCGCAAUAGUGAGUUGCUGCUGAUUAGUGAUCGUGACGCGCGGAGGCGGCCGCCGCAGCCGCCUCUGCUGUCCACCCAUGGUAGCGUUGAAGCGGACGCCACGUGGCAAAAUGCCGAACCACCUCUGGGCGACGUGAGCCUUGGUGUGCCGUCCCUUCCGUUGAUUGCAGUGCCGAGGGGCGAUAUAGCCUUUGCGCAGAACCGCCUCAUUCCCGCAAAGGAGUGGCAGUACUCCGAAACCGGUGCGUUGGCGACCCACUCUGCCCUUUUGGAGGGAGGCCAUACAUUUGGGCAGAGCGAAUUUUCACGUAUCCCCAGCGCCCCGAAGCUGAAGGACCUCCAGUCGAUUGAAAUAUCACAGUUGAGCUGGAAGGACAAGGAGCGCGUGCUGCAUAUCCUCUUUAAGCAGCUGCAGGGGAGGUCAAACGCGGCAAAGCCAAAACAAUGUACAGCUACAGGCGAUACAGACUUUUUUGUAAGCGGUCCCACCGUGGAGCCCGAGACAAACACGUUUCUGACGGAGUCGGCGCAGUGA
Molecule: messenger RNA, 1779 nt
Organism: Trypanosoma grayi
Lineage: Eukaryota; Euglenozoa; Kinetoplastea; Trypanosomatida; Trypanosomatidae
Exons: 1
Coding region: 1-1779 (592 amino acids)
Source: RefSeq, a predicted model, not a curated record